UUCAGAAAUGUAGUACAUUCCGAAAACCAGAUUCCCCGUAAAAUAAUAUUUAAAAUUGAUAGGCUUUGCCCGGCGAUUAGAUGGGAAAGUCGCUGGAUGUCGUGGUCUUUGGGUCGGCGAAUGUCGAGUACAUAACAUAUGUCGCGGAGCUGCCCAAACCCGGAGAACUGGUCGCCGGAACGCACAUGGAGACCUGUUUCGGUGGCAAGGGGGCCAAUCAGUGUGUGGCAGCUGCCAAACUGGGGGCCUCCACCGCCCUGGUGGCCAAACUGGGCAAGGACGAGUCCGGCAAUGGUUACAUGAAUCACCUGAGGAACCAGGAGGUGGACGUGAAGCACGUCGAGCAGGUGAAGGACAACCCCACGGGCAUGAGCGAAAUCGCGGUGUCCGACGAGGGGGAGCAGUACAAGAUCAACGUGGCCGGGGCCAAUGCCUUCCUCACGGCCAAGGAUGUCACCCGCGCCAAGAAGUCCUUCCAGGCGGCCAAGGUGCUCCUCUGCCAACUGGAGGCGGACAUGAAUGCCACCAUGUGCGCGAUGCGUCAGUUCAAGGGCGUCUCCAUACUGCAAAUGUCGCCCCUGCGAAAGGACAUUCCCGCCGCCAUGAUCAGUUUGCCCAGCAUCUUGGUGGUGAACCAGGAGGCAGCAGCUCACCUGACCGAAAUGGAGGAGGUGCAAACCCUCGAGCAGGCCCGCCAAGCAGCUGGGAUUCUCAUCGAGAAGGGGGCCAAGAGCGUGAUCAUCACCAUGGGCGACCAGGGAGCGGUCUACAUGUCCAAGAGGAACGCCGAUAUGUGCACUCAUGUGCCGGCCUCCGAUGUUCCCCACUUGGCCGAUUCCUCGGGGGCGGGUGAUGCCUUUCUGGGCAGCUUGGCCUAUCAUGUGGCCCGGUUCCCUAAGCUGACCCCAGAGCAUCACAUCAGUGCGGCCAACUCCUGUGCCGCCUAUUCCCUGGGUCGCCGCGGCACACAGCCCAGUUUUCCGGGCAAGGAAGGGGCCAAGAAUGAUCUAUGCUUUUCAACGCCCACUUUUAAUGUCAUACCACCUCCGAGUGCGGAAACCGAGAACGAGCCUGAGGAAGGAGCAACCGCAGCUCCACCAGUUGUGGAACCCGUACCUGCACCUUCACCCGAAGAACCUCCCGCCGAAGAAGCAGUUGUUGAAGAAGAGCCACCACCGCCACCACCACCUCCUCCAGCAGAGGAACCUGUUGCUGAAGAGCCACCUCCACCACCGCCUCCACCUAAACCAGAGGACGCUCCCAAACCCGUGGAGACUUCUGACGAGCCACCUGAACCCACAGAGAAACGAUACACAAACGUGAGGGAUGCCGAUGAAAUUGAGAAGGUGGAGAAAAGAAAUACAGAGGCUCCUGCGAAUAAAACUUGAAAAUCUAGAUUGUUAGCUGUGCAAAUUAGCUGUGAUCCCAUUAAAAGCAAAAUUUACUUGUUAAGUAAUUAUCAAUUUUAAGCAACAUUUAUAAAUAAAAACAUUCUAAUCAA
Molecule: messenger RNA, 1501 nt
Organism: Drosophila rhopaloa
Lineage: Eukaryota; Metazoa; Arthropoda; Insecta; Diptera; Drosophilidae
Product: ribokinase
Exons: 2
Coding region: 81-1388 (435 amino acids)
Biological process (GO): D-ribose metabolic process
Molecular function (GO): ribokinase activity
Source: RefSeq, a predicted model, not a curated record